GUUGUGAAACACUUCUUAUCUUCUAUGCUAUCUAUCACUAUAUCCAUUGCUCCAAAUCUGUACAUAACUACCUUCACUUUGGUUAAGAUCAUCUCAAUACAACAUCAAAAUGUCCACCACUAUUUACAGCUUGAGCUCUGUCUCAUCUUUCUCUUUAAGACCCAGAUCAACAUGCUCCAACCUCAAAUUCACUUGUGCCAUUGCAGUGGAAGCAGGAGCAGCUAGUGCAAGGUCUCUGCAAGCAGGGAGGUAUAUCAAGGCAGUGUGUUUUUCUUCAUCUGUUGAAAGUACUGAGACCCAACAAGAAGAGGAACAGAUUCAGGAUUCUCAGCCCGAGAUAAAAGCUUUUGCAGUUCCGAGGAGGCAAAUAAUGACCGCACUCCUUUCAAGUUAUGUAUUCGCACAAGUUGAUUCGCUUGAUACUGCAAGUGCAUUACAGUCUGUUGGAUUGAGGGAAUACAUAGAUACUUUUGAUGGUUACUCAUUCAAGUACCCUAAAAACUGGAUUCAAGUUCGAGGUGCCAAUGCAGACAUCUUUUUUAGGGAUCCCUUUAUUCUCGAUGAGAAUCUCUCAUUAGAGUUGUCCUCCCCUUCAUCUUCCUUUUACAAGAGCAUCGAAGAUCUGGGACCCCCGGAAGUAGCUGGAAAGAAUGUUCUAAAGCAGUACUUGACAGAAUUCAUGUCUACCAGACUCGGGGUCAGGCGUGAGGCAAGUAUUCUUUCAACGUCUUCAAGAAUAGCUGAUGAUGGAAAGAUGUACUAUCAAGUUGAGGUAAACAUCAAGUCAUACGCAAACAACAAUGAGUUGGCCGUUAUGCCACAGGACAGAGUUGCUCGCCUGGAGUGGGACAGACACUAUCUUUCUGUUCUUGGAGUUGAAAACAAUCAGUUAUAUGUAUUAAGAUUACAAGUACCUGAAAAUGUCUUUGCUGAAGAGGAAAAAGAUCUGCGUCAGAUACUGGAUUCGUUUAGAGUAAACAAGGUUAUAGUCUGAUCAUCUUGGCGAACAAGCCAUGCUGCUUGUAGCAGAUUAAAUUGCAUUCAAUCAGCAUGACAUUGCAGGGAGUACUUGAUUAGUCUUGAGGUUUUGUUACAUCACAUGUGAUUGUGAUCUUGUUUGUAUACCCUUUUUCCUGUUUGCUUACUUGCUUCGUUCAAUUUGAUAAAUUACUUUCUAUGAGUUAAAAAUACUACAUUUCUUCUCGGUUAUGUAAUUAUGUAAUUUUGAUUUAAGAAUAGCCCAUCAAAUAAAAUAAUUCUUGGUUUUGUCAUUUA
Messenger RNA from Daucus carota subsp. sativus, 1275 nucleotides. Its product is annotated as psbP domain-containing protein 1, chloroplastic. The coding region runs from base 110 to 994 and encodes 294 amino acids. Gene Ontology annotation, molecular function: calcium ion binding. Gene Ontology annotation, cellular component: photosystem II; photosystem II oxygen evolving complex; extrinsic component of membrane. The record is from RefSeq and is a predicted model, not a curated record. The transcript is spliced from 5 exons. Gene Ontology annotation, biological process: photosynthesis. Lineage: Eukaryota; Viridiplantae; Streptophyta; Magnoliopsida; Apiales; Apiaceae.